AUGCCAAGGCUUCCCCUUUUCCUCCUCCUCGCAUUCUUCCUUCUCUCCAUUCACCCAGCUCAAUGUGAUGAGGAGGAUAAGCUUCUUCAGGGCAUCAAUGACUACAGAAGGUCCCUGAAUCUCACCACUCUAACAAAGAACGACAAUGCAGAUUGCCUUGCUGGGGAAAUAGCCGAUCAAUUUGAGGGUCAACCUUGCACCAACACCUCCGGGUCCAACACUGUGCCAGGAACCGAGCCUCAGCUCCCCAAUUACCCAAGGCUUCUGGACAAGUGCCAUCUGAAUGUUUCUAACACCAGGGAUGGAGCUGUAAUGCCUGCUUGUAUCCCCAACUUGGACCCAACUCUCGUGCUUAGCAACUUCACCUUGAGUCAGUACUCCGAUAGUCUCAACGACACCAAGUAUACAGGAGUCGGCAUUGGCUCUGAAGGUAACUGGAUGGUUGUGGUUCUUACCACAAGCACUCCUGAGGGAAGCUUUGUCAAAGCUUCUUCUGACAAUGUGUCGGCUAGUUUGGUCACUGCUGCCAGUCUGGUUUCUCCAAUGCUGCUUCUGCUGUUGGCAUGUUUACUUUUGCUGUAA
Messenger RNA from Linum trigynum, 582 nucleotides. The record is from the annotation of a GenBank genome assembly. Lineage: Eukaryota; Viridiplantae; Streptophyta; Magnoliopsida; Malpighiales; Linaceae.